This is a messenger RNA of Chrysoperla carnea, 2019 nucleotides long. Its product is annotated as lon protease-like. The record is from RefSeq and is a predicted model, not a curated record. Gene Ontology annotation, biological process: protein catabolic process; proteolysis. Lineage: Eukaryota; Metazoa; Arthropoda; Insecta; Neuroptera; Chrysopidae. Gene Ontology annotation, molecular function: serine-type endopeptidase activity; ATP-dependent peptidase activity; ATP hydrolysis activity.
AUGGCACUGCGAGAUAUAGAAGUAUUUCCUGGUGUAAUUGCUCCUGUAUUUGUAGUAGAAGCAAUAGCAAGAGUAAAGAUAAGUAAUAUUAAAGGUGAUGAAGCAUUCGAAGCAAAUUACGAAAUUAUCCCUGAUAAAGAAAUAUUCGAUGCUAAUAAUAUGCGGUCAUUAGUUGAUAAUGCCGUGCAGUUAUUUGCUAAAUAUGCAGCUUCACAUCUGAUUACUUCGCUUGAAGAAAAACAACGCUUACUUGAGGAAACAAGUCCUUUUAAGCGUAUCAGUAUAAUUAUUAACAUCCUUACAUCCAAUAUAGUUAAUUCAGAAACCGAUCAAGCUUUGCAACAAAGGGUGAAAAAGCAAAUAGAGAAAACCCAGCGUGAUUAUUAUUUGCACGAGCAGAUGAAAGCAAUUCAGAAAGAGCUUCAUGAAGAUAAGUCAGAUCUUGCUGAAUUUGAUAAAAAAAUUAAAGCUGCAAAACUGUCAAAAGAAGCUAGAGAAAAAGCUGAAGCAGAACUUAAAAAACUCCGCACUAUGAACCAGAUGUCAGCAGAAUCCGGAGUAACACGUAAUUAUCUUGAGACGUUACUUAGCCUGCCUUGGGGUAAAUAUGAUAAUAGUAAAAUUGAUAUUAACCAAGCUGAAAAAAUCCUAAAUCGUGAUCAUUUUGGCUUAGAGAAAGUUAAAGAGCGAAUAAUAGAAUACUUAGCAGUAUUACAGCGUUCCAGUAAAAUUAGAGGUCCUAUAUUAUGUUUAAUCGGUCCUCCUGGCGUUGGUAAAACAUCUUUAAUAAAAUCUAUUGCCGAAGGGAUGGGUAGAAAAUACACCAAAUUUGCUUUAGGUAGUGUUCGAGAUGAGGCUGAAAUUAGAGGGCAUAGAAAAACUUAUCUUGGCUCAAUGCCUGGUAAAAUCCUUACUCAGCUUAAGAAAGUUAAGAUAAGUAACCCUGUUAUGUUACUUGAUGAAAUAGAUAAAAUGGGUUCGGACUUUAGAGGUGAUCCUGCAUCAGCAUUACUUGAGGUGUUAGAUCCUGAACAAAAUAGCCAUUUUGUCGAUCAUUAUCUAGAAGUGGAAUAUGAUUUAUCAAAUGUAAUAUUUAUUGCGACUGCUAACUCUUAUAAUUUAGCUAGAGCUUUAAUCGAUAGAAUGGAAAUUAUCGAUAUUUCCGGUUAUGUAGAAGAAGAAAAAAUCCAAAUUGCUAAGAAUUAUCUAGUUCCUAAGCAGCUUAAAAUGCAUAAAAUUAAACAGGAUGAAAUUACUAUCUCCGAUGAUGCUAUUUUAGAUUUAAUUAGAUAUUACACUAAAGAGUCAGGUGUAAGGUCAUUAGAGCGUGAAAUAGGAGCAUUAACCAGAAAAGCAUUAAAGCAAAUUCUAGCUGAUAAAAAAGUUAAGCAUAUUUCUGUAGAUAGCAAUAAUCUAGAAGAGUUUUUAGGUGCUAGAAAAUAUAAUUUUGGUCUUGCUGAAAAAAACGAUCAAAUAGGUAGCACCACAGGGCUUGCUUAUACGGAGGUAGGCGGCGAGCUUUUAACUACUGAGGCGUUAUCAUUCCCAGGAAAAGGUGAAAUCAAAACUACCGGAAAACUUGGUGAUGUAAUGAAAGAAUCAGCAAUGGCUGCAUAUAGCUGUUUUAGAAGUAGAGCGGCUGAUUUCGGCUUAAAAUAUAAAGAUUAUAAAGAUUUUGAUGUUCAUAUCCACGUUCCUGCUGGUGCUAUUCCAAAAGAUGGUCCGUCUGCUGGUUGUGCUUUGUUUACCACCAUUGUUUCGUUGAUGACUAAAAUACCGGUACGCCGCACUGUUGCUAUGACCGGUGAGGUUACUUUACGAGGCAAUGUUCUACCGAUUGGCGGUCUUAAGGAAAAGCUGCUAGCAGCAAGUAGGGGAGGGAUUAAGACAGUACUAAUUCCGGAAAAAAAUGUUAAAGAUUUGAAAGACAUACCACCGAAUAUAAAAAGUAGUCUAGAAAUUAUCUCUGUUUCAAAUAUUGAUCAGGUACUGGAACAUGCAUUGACGAAGAAGCCUUAG